Crotalus tigris (Tiger rattlesnake) is the source of this 4868-nucleotide messenger RNA. RefSeq names its product TAO kinase 3 (gene TAOK3). The transcript has 22 exons. Gene Ontology annotation, molecular function: protein kinase activity; ATP binding. Gene Ontology annotation, biological process: execution phase of apoptosis; protein phosphorylation. Bases 461 to 3157 code for a protein of 898 amino acids. The record is from RefSeq and is a predicted model, not a curated record. Lineage: Eukaryota; Metazoa; Chordata; Lepidosauria; Squamata; Viperidae.
CUGUGUUUGUGAAGUUGUGCUUCGUCGCUUGUGGUGAUGCUGUUUGUCAGUUGUAUCUUUUCUGCAUUCUUUCCAAGGUCCCAAAGCACAGGAGAAAUUUAAGCGGCUCGCGUUACGCCGAAUAAAAUGGGAUGAGCAGAAAGGAGAUGGUCAGAAAAUCUGCGAACAGGGAGCCAACUGGAACGCUGAAAGAAAAAUCACAUUUUGCCAAAAUGCAUUUGAGCCAUAGACUGUGGUUAAUGCCAUAAUUGUCCAGCAGUCCAUAAGAGGUUUCCAGUCCCUGUUAAAUGCAGUUGUUGAUCUUCCUCUAAUCAAGUGGAUUUUUGACAUCCCUGCCACUUCUAUCACCUUCAGCAACCAUUCUUCCAUUGCUCUGAACCACUUGGAAAUCCCAUCAUCAAUGAAGGAGGAAGCCAUCUUGUAUUUUGAAGUGGGGACGAGGUCCUAAUUUUCUCCCAACAUGCGGAAAGGGGUGCCAAAGGACCCCGACAUCACCGAGCUCUUCUACAAAGAUGAUCCUCAGGAGCUGUUUGUGGGUUUACAUGAAAUUGGACAUGGGAGUUUUGGGGCAGUUUAUUUUGCCACCAACGCCCGCACUAACGAAGUGGUGGCAAUCAAGAAGAUGUCUUACGGCGGAAAACAAACUAACGAGAAAUGGCAGGAUAUUAUCAAAGAAGUCAGAUUUUUGCAACAGCUGAAGCACCCGAACACCAUAGAAUAUAAAGGAUGCUAUUUGAAAGAACACACUGCCUGGCUAGUGAUGGAGUACUGCCUGGGAUCCGCUUCAGAUCUGUUGGAAGUACAUAAAAAGCCACUGCAGGAAGUAGAGAUCGCUGCCAUUACUGACGGUGCCUUGCAGGGACUGGCGUAUCUUCAUUCACAUUAUAAAAUUCACAGGGAUGUUAAGGCAGGAAAUAUUCUCCUAACGGAACCGGGUCAAGUGAAACUUGCGGACUUUGGAUCUGCGUCUAUCGCCUCUCCCGCCAAUUCUUUCGUGGGAACCCCUUACUGGAUGGCUCCAGAAGUAAUCUUGGCUAUGGAUGAUGGACAGUAUGACGGGAAGGUGGACGUUUGGUCUCUCGGAAUUACCUGCAUUGAGUUAGCCGAGCGGAAACCACCUCUCUUCAAUAUGAACGCUAUGAGUGCCUUAUAUCACAUAGCCCAAAACGACUCCCCCGCGCUACAGUCUAACGAGUGGACAGACUCUUUUAGAAGAUUUGUUGAUUACUGCUUGCAGAAGAUACCUCAGGAGCGUCCAUCAUCGUCAGAACUUUUGAGGCAUGAAUUUGUACGCUGCGAGCGUCCACCCCGGGUCCUCAUAGACUUGAUUCAGAGAACCAAGGAUGCGGUCCGAGAGUUGGAUAACCUUCAGUAUCGGAAAAUGAAGAAAAUCCUCUUCCAGGAGGUCCACAAUGGCCCUCUGAACGAGUCUCAGGAAGAGGAGGAGGACAGUGAGCAUGGGACAAACCUGACUAGGAAGAUGGACAGUCUGGGCAGCAAUCACUCAAUCCCCAGCAUGUCUGUGAGCACGGGCAGCCAGAGCAGCAGUGUCAACAGCAUGCAGGAGGUUAUGGAGGAGAGCAGUUCUGAGCUGCUUCUGAUGCAUGACAACGAGAGCACCAUUAAUUCCACUUCCUCUCUUGUGAUUAAGAAGGAUCAUGUAUUCAUAAGGGAUGAGGUGGGCCACGGGGAGCGCAGGCCUGAACUGCGGCCUACUCAUUCGGUCCAGAAUCAGGCCCUCCAUUACCGGAACAGAGAAGCGUUUGCCACAAUCAGAUCAGCAUCAUUGGUUACAAGGCAGAUCCAUGAGCAUGAGCAGGAGAACGAGUUGCGGGAACAGAUGUCAGGAUAUAAACGGAUGCGGCGCCAGCACCAGAAGCAGCUGAUCGCCCUGGAAAACAAGCUGAAGGCUGAAAUGGACGAGCACCGCCUCAAGCUGCAGAAAGAGGUGGAGACCCAUGCCAACAACUCGUCCAUUGAACUGGAGAAGCUAGCCAAGAAACAGGUGGCCGUCAUAGAAAAGGAGGCAAAGACAGCGGCAGCCGAUGAGAAGAAGUUCCAGCAACAGAUUUUGGCUCAGCAGAAGAGGGAUCUGACCAAUUUCUUAGAAAGUCAGAAGAAGCAAUACAAGAUUUGCAAGGAAAAGAUUAAAGAGGAGAUGAACGAGGACCACAGCACACCCAAGAAGGAGAAGCAGGAAAGGAUCUCGAAACACAAAGAAAACCUGCAGCACACACAGGCUGAAGAGGAGGCGCAUCUUCUCAGCCAGCAGAGACUCUACUACGACAAAAACUGCCGUUUCUUCAAGCGGAAAACCAUGAUCCGAAGGCAUGAGCUGGAGCAGCAGAAUAUCCGUGAGGAGCUGAACAAGAAGAGAACCCAGAAGGAGAUGGAGCAUGCCAUGUUAAUACGGCACGAUGAGUCGACGCGGGAGUUAGAAUACCGGCAGCUGCACUUGCUGCAGAAGCUGCGUAUGGACUUGAUCCGGCUGCAGCACCAGACGGAACUUGAAAACCAGCUGGAGUAUAACAAACGGCGGGAACGAGAGCUGCACAGGAAGCACGUCAUGGAGUUGCGGCAACAGCCUAAGAAUUUGAAGGCCAUGGAAAUGCAGAUCAAGAAGCAGUUCCAGGACACGUGCAAAGUGCAAACCAAGCAGUACAAAGCGCUCAAGAAUCACCAGCUGGAAGUGACUCCAAAGAGUGAGCACAAAACUAUUUUGAAAAGCCUGAAGGAUGAGCAGACGAGGAAGCUUGCCAUCCUGGCAGAACAGUAUGAGCAGAGCAUCAAUGAAAUGAUGGCGUCGCAAGCGCUGCGCCUAGACGAGGCUCAGGAAGCAGAAUGCCAGGCCCUGAGGCUGCAGUUGCAGCAAGAGAUGGAGCUGCUCAACGCCUACCAGAGCAAGAUCAAGAUGCAGACAGAAGCACAGCACGAACGGGAGCUCCAGAAGUUGGAGCAGAGGGUGUCCUUGCGCAGAGCACAUCUGGAGCAGAAGAUUGAAGAGGAGUUGGCCGCCUUGCAGAAGGAGCGUAGCGAGAAGAUCAAGGUUCUGUUGGAAAGACAAGAGCGGGAGAUUGAAACUUUUGAUAUGGAGAGUUUACGGAUGGGAUUUGGAAACUUGGUGACAUUAGAAUUCCCCAAGGAGGACUAUAGAUGAGAUUCGAUUCCUUUGGCCCUUUUCCAAAACGAAACCGAGCAAAAAUGCCAACCAAGCAAGAAGUAUGUUCUCAAACCAACAUUCCCCCAAUCCGUCCCCAAGUUAUUGGCCGUGCUCUCUCUCUUUCUCUCUCUUAACUGACAUCACGUCGGACUUAGUGCCUGUAUAAUUUGAGUCCACCAGGGCCUCCCACCUUCCCACCGAGUGUCUCUUUUGGAGCUGGACCAUGCUUGGCUGUCUCUGGAAACUCAUAACGUCUCACAACGCCAAUGUCUCUGUGCGAGCAAUUUUGAUUUUUCUUUUUCUUUUCUUUUUUUUUCCCGAUUAACCUUUCGGUGCAAACUUUGGAGACCGUGCUAAUGAAUCCAACCGAACAAAUCAAUGACCACAAAGAAACAAAAAAUGAAGUUUGCGUUGGCUUUCCGAGAAAGCAAACUCCUCGGUGGAAAUACAAGCAAAAACAAGAAGAAGAAGAAGAAGAAGGAACAAGCCAGAAAAAUUCCGACGCAACCCAAAAAAAACCCUCCAAAACAAAACAAAAAAAUCUCUUCUUUUUGUUUUGUUCCAGAAAAAAUAAAAUUAACAAGAAAGAAACAGAAGCGUUCAGCUUUUCCCCAGAGAUGGGGAUAUAUAUAUAUUCAAAAUUUUGUGGCUUAAAGGGAGAGUAGCAUGGCUAUUUCAAGCCGUUUAGCUCUCUUGAAAUAGCUAUACUAGUCUCCCUUUAAAUCUUUGUCAGCCGCAAAAUUUUGAAUAUGCGGAUUUCGCAGCCUUACUUUAAUCUGCUGCUCCAUUGCUUUUUUUUUUACUUUUCUAAUUUUGUUACCUGUUUCUCUUUUUUUUAUUUUUUCUUUCGGUCUUGAUUCAUCAGGAAGAAAGAAAUUUCCGUGGAAAUAAUAAACCAUUUUAAGGAAGAGCUCAAGAAAUUUGAUAACCUUUUGCAGAAAAAAAAGCAAACAAAAAAAAAACAACACACACAAAAUGACAAAUUCUGAAUUGUGGUGUACAUAUCAUUGGUGGGCAUUUCUUCGCGGGUGGGGAGGAAGGGUGGGGGGGAGGUUGGAAAGAGGGAGAGCGUGAAUUUUUUUUUUUAAUUUAAUUUUAUUUUUAUUUUUUGGAAAGGGCAAGGCCGGGCCAGUGGGGUGGGUGUGGGCGUACAGUUUGGCCUUCGCCUUUGGCACAUUCUUGAUUGUAUCAUAAAUCAUUUUCUGCUGUUGCAGAGGAUGUGAAUACACUUAAAAAAAAAUAAAAAAUAAAAUUUAAAAAAAAAGAAGAAGAAGGAGGCCAGAGGAUUCCCAGAGCACAAAUUGGGCCUUCUCAAAAUUGUGUAUUUUGUGUAUAGAAGGAAAUUUAAGGAGAAAUUUACUUAUUUUCAUAUUGUAUUUUAACUGUUUCUCUGAUCAGAAGUUUUUUUACUACCUGCCUCCCCGUCCCUCGAUUCCAAGCCACACCGACCCUUCUCCUCCCCGACUCUCCCUCCCGCCUCUUUUUCCAAGUCAAUCUUUGGAGUUGAACACUGUCUAUCAAAUCACAUCACCUUGACCCUUUCCUUCCCCCCCCUUCCCCAUCUUGCUCUCUUCCUGGUCCUUGACCUUUGCCCCCCCCCACGUCCUCUCCUUCUUUCCCAUCCCCGAUAAUCUUGGUCAUAAAUAUUGCAUUAUUCACUCUUUCAAACUGUGUAUUUUCUUACAAUAAAAGCGGUUUAAAAAAGGUC